Messenger RNA from Myiozetetes cayanensis, 8183 nucleotides. RefSeq names its product SHC adaptor protein 3 (gene SHC3). Gene Ontology annotation, molecular function: receptor tyrosine kinase binding. Gene Ontology annotation, biological process: cell surface receptor protein tyrosine kinase signaling pathway; intracellular signal transduction. The record is from RefSeq and is a predicted model, not a curated record. The transcript is spliced from 12 exons. The coding region runs from base 331 to 2229 and encodes 632 amino acids. NCBI's taxonomy places the organism in Eukaryota, Metazoa, Chordata, Aves, Passeriformes, Tyrannidae. Gene Ontology annotation, cellular component: plasma membrane.
UUGUUGAAAAGGGUCCUUCUCAUUUGUGUGAGUCAUGCUUUUGCUGUGAGCGAGUUGGCAGCUCUAAGCAGGACUGGGAUCUCAGUCACAGAAAACUGUUACUUCUCCCAGCCUUAACAGGGAACCAAAAGAAAUCGCUUUAAAAUAUACAUCUUUUUUUUGUUUGUUUGUUUGUUUGCUUUUCCUUAUACUCUCUGAUUUUUUUUUUUUCCCCCCCAAAAUCUUGUCGUCCGUCCGUGUCGUUAUGAAUCGCCUGCUAUGUUAGUGCAGGCAUCUCCUGCGUUGGCACCAGAUUUGCCAGAACAUAUGCAGGAGAGCAGAUAGAAGGGCAUGCUUCAACGUACCAAGUAUAACCGCUUCAGGAAUGAUUCCGUGACAUCAGUUGAUGAUCUUAUUCACAAUUUGUCCAUGAACAGCAAGGUCUCAGCAGUUGCUACGACUUCGGCUUCACCUUCGUACCUGGUCCCGCCAGAGGUUCUCCGCAAGGACCAAGAAGAUGGACCCACCACCCUGUGUACCCUCAUCCAUAAAGUGUCCCACUUGAAACUCUCUAACACAGGCAGCCUUUUGGGUAUCAAAAACCUCUCCUCUGCAGUAAAGGAGCUUGCUGUCUCCAAGUUGCAGGGAAGCUCGAGUGCUUCUAGUUCAGCAGCAGGGGCUUCAGGCAACACAUGUAACCUUGUCUCUGCCACUUCGUGUUCUCAGCAGGACGUGAGCAAGAUGAGCAUGGGGAAAAAAGCACGGUCAGAGGAAACGCACCUGGGAGGUGAAGAUUGGAAUCAAAGUAGCAGCUUUGUCAAUAAACCCUCUCGAGGAUGGCUGCACUCGAGUGAGAAGAUCCUGGGACCUGGUGUGACGUACAUUGUGAAGUACUUGGGGUGUAUAGAAGUCUUGCGCUCAAUGAGAUCUCUUGACUUCAAUACUAGGACACAGAUUGCAAGGGAAGCAAUCAGUCGUGUUUGUGAAGCCGUGCCUGGUGCCAAAGGAGCCUUCAAGAAACGAAAGCCACCAAGCAAAGCCCUUUCUAGCAUCUUGGGAAAGAGCAAUCUUCAGUUUGCAGGAAUGAGCAUAAUGUUGAAUAUCUCCACCACCAGCUUAAAUCUAAUGAAUCCUGAUACGAAACAGAUCAUAGCAAACCACCAUAUGCAAUCCAUUUCCUUUGCGUCUGGAGGUGACCCGGAUACAACUGACUAUAUUGCAUAUGUAGCUAAGGAUCCCGUUAAUCGGAGAGCUUGUCAUAUCCUGGAAUGCUGUGAUGGCCUGGCCCAGGAUGUCAUCAGCACCAUAGGGCAAGCGUUCGAGCUUCGGUUUAAGCAAUAUUUGCGGUGCCCCUCUAAGAUACCUACUUUCCAGGAUAGGAUGCAGAGUUUUGAGGACCCGUGGACGGAGGAAGAUAACGAGGCAACAGAGCAUCCCUAUUACAACAACAUCCCAAAUAAAAUACCUCCCCCUGGCGGCUUCCUCGAUGCCAGGCUCAAAACGAGACUUCCCACUGCCGCAGACACAGCUCAGUCUGCAACAGGAGUGGGAAGAGAGCAAAUUUAUUAUCAGAGCCAUCACUUAGGAGACAAAUCCAGUGAAGAAUGGCAUCAUGAGCCUGUUACACAAGGAUCUCUGGAUAUCUGUAGUUUGCCUGAAAAGAAAUCAGAAGUAAUACCAACAGCAGAGAUGCCAACAUAUGUAAACACCCAGCAUAUAAAUAUAGACGCUCUACUGGCACUUCAGGCAGAUGCUGAAUGUACCUUCAGUGGAACAACAGAGGAGACCAAAGCAAGCAGCCCAGGAAAGGAUCUGUUUGACAUGAAACCAUUUGAAGAUGCCCUCAGGAAUCAAACUUCUGAGGCCAUGAUGAAGCAAUCCACCUCCACGGGAUGCACCAGUCCUCCUCCAUCCAGGGCAGCUGUCCGGACUGAAGCUGAAGAGCUGAGUGCAGAGCCGUGGUACCAAGGGGAGAUGAGCAGGAAAGAAGCAGAACAGCUGCUGAAGAAAUGUGGAGAUUUCCUCGUGAGGAAGAGCACCACGAAUCCCGGCUCCUAUGUGCUGACAGGCAUGCACAACGGACAAGCCAAGCACCUUCUUUUGGUGGACCCAGAAGGAACUGUUCGUACAAAAGAUCGUGUCUUUGACAGCAUAAGUCAUCUCAUCAACUACCAUCUUGAGAAUAAUUUGCCAAUAGUUUCUUCAGUGAGUGAACUCUGCCUGCAACAGCCUGCUGAAAGGAAACACUGACUCCAGAUCUAUUUUAGGUUUUGUAACUUGCAAGCUGUAACUGGUAGGAAUUGCAGAUCUAAAAAAAAAAAAAACCAAACAUGUAUAUUAAAAAAAAAAAAAUCAUAUUCACAUAUACUUCACCAGUAUGUUCUCUUUGUGUUUGAGAAGCCCCAUUUCAUAUGGUACACUUGAAAAUUCUCAGUUCUUUAUGUAGACAUGAAAUCACAGCAGAGAGCUUUCUUAAAAGUAAUUUCAAUAAAAUUGUUCAGAUUCUCUAAUGUGACUGUUGAUAAUGUAUAUAUACAUACCACAUAUAUAAAUACAGUAUAUAUUUAUAUUUUUUGAGUCAGUCAAUUGACCGUAUAGAACUAUCUUCUGUGUCGUGUGUUUUUACCAGAAAAAAAAAUGACAAUUGUGAUUGUUCAGAUAAAAAAUAGAAUUCAGCAGUCUCAGUUUCUUGAGAAAUUUAUUACUAGGAAUCUUAUUUCUGAUUUUACCUAAGAAGCACAACUAUGGGGAUUACAGGUGGAUUAUGCUAAUUUACCAUGGUAGGAGUCUGAAUUCAGCAGCUAGUAUUCCAGCUCAGAAAUACAGCAUAAAAUAUUUUUGAAAGCAUUAUCCACUUAUGUCAUUGAUAUCAAAGGAUUUUAUCUUUCUGAUGUCGUUUGAAUUCUUAUAUGAUGAUACUCGAAACAUUUGUAUCUUACUUUAACAAUGAUUUGUUGUGAUCUCUCUGUGUAUGAGGUGUGUGCUUUGAUUUUUCUAAUGAUGUUGUAACAAGAUAUUGUAAUUUAUUAAUUUCAGUGCUAAGGUUAUUUAUAAGUAGUUCUCUGCUUAUGGUGAAGAUCUAGGUGUCCUUGACAAACAGUCUCAAAUGAGAUGUUGCAUACUGAGUAGAAAAGUUCAAAUAACUUGUGUGUAAUAGGCUUAAUCCAAGAUGCACAUGAUAGUUCAAAGACAUAUCUGAAAAAUCUUUUCUUCUUAUGAACGCUGAAAACUAUCCCAGCUCCGCGGUCAGUUUUGCAAAUUUUGCCACUUGCACUUACCUACCAAAGCAUAACUCCAUUUUGGCCUUCAGCAAGUGAUAGGUAUUGCAAAUACAACUGUUUUCCUCCAAACAUCAAGUUUAAAAAAAUACGCAUAUACUAAAGACGCAUUUCUGGCAGAAAUGACCUUGGCUUCUGGUACUGGGAAAUGCUUUAAGGGACGAUUGUACUAUCCACAUUUAAGCAUUAUACGAAGUUAUUUUCCCAUUUUAGGAAUCUUAUUAUGAGUCAAAUUCAAUAGACACAGUUCCUGUAAAGACAAAGCUUGUGCCAGAGUCAAGAUUUAGCCUUCAGCAAUCCAAGGUCUUCUCUAGCACCAGUCUCUCAAAUCAAAUCUUCAGAUUUGAUUCAUAAAGACUUGGCAGGGUAGAGUCCAGGUUAAGCAAUUGCCUACCCUGCAGUAGUCAACACUUAGAUGUACUUAAAGUUGGAUUUGUUUCUAAGAAUUGGCUAAGUUUAAAAAUUUGUCAAGCCAUAACAAAACUGACUGAAUGACUCACAGUACAUUCGGGCAGGACCAUGAUAUUAAAAUUCUGAAAUAAUUUUCUUGUAUCUUCUGCUUUUAAAUAUGGUGAAUUUGCAACUUGGGAAUUGGAUUUUGGCUAAUCUCAAAACUGAAAAUGAUCAAGGCACUUGAGACUAAUCAAGUAGUCUGUGCCAUAAAGAUACACUUGAUUCUAUAAUCAAGACAUCCAGAAGCCGAACUAGGACAUUAGCAAAGAAAAUACUUGUGAUUAAUAUUACUACACAUAGUUUUUAUUUGGUGUUUCUUGAUCUGGGUGGAAGCUGAGAGCAAAGGAGAGAAAUUAAGUGCUGCAUUGGAACCCAAAUCAGUAUGGCAUUAAAUUUAGAGGAACUCUUAAAAUUUGGUUUUACUAGAUUGGAAGUUGUAAGGAAACGUGAACAGACUUUGUAUCCCAAAGUAGUGUUCACCAAAAUCACUUUGAGUUUCCGUGUCUCACCAUAUUCCACUUUGAAGUAUCUCAGUUGCCACUUUUUUUUUUUUUUUCUCCUUAAAUAACACUUGUUAUUCCAUGUUCUAACCUUCCUGUAGCCAUGUUGUGGAAAGCUUUAAGUGUGAGAUCAGUACCUAUAAGAGAAUGUGUCUUUUGUUCUUUUGAAUAUUUCAUAUAAUUUCAGAAAAAGUUUGAUGCAUAACCCCCUUAGGUGUCUUGAAAAUGCCCACCUGCUGCCUAUGUCUGUUCUGGAUUCCUAAGUAUUCUGGAAAAAACUGACAAGAUUUGGGUGUAUGAAUUGAAGGCACUAAACAUACACUGAAAUAAACAUCUAAAUUUUCUUACCAUUGUCCUAGCUGUAGCUUUAAUAACUUAGCACCCACUUAGCUGGAUGCUUUGGAAAUUAAAGCACCCGGCAAGGAGACAAGGAAUGAAAUAGCUUGACAGAAAUACUAAACGUCCCAGACUACAUUUCACAGGCUCUGCCUCCAGGAAAAUGUGGCUAUUUUAAGCUGCUCUGUCAGCACAGCCAGCUUGCACAGCUUAGCCUGUGCACUGAUUAUGCAAAGGUUGCAUACACCUUGAUCAGGUGCAGUUUGGUCCUGGAUAGCAAUAGUGCCAUUGGGCUGUGACAGUGCCCUGCUGAUGCAAUGGGCCAGCAGAUCCUGUCUGGCCAGGUGGGAGGAUCCAGAGGCUUUCCUAAGUCAUUUGGGAGCCAAAUGAUCUCACAACUGUCCCGGAAGGAAGGGAAUGUGUGCCAGCCAAUGCUCUGUUUGCGGAUCCUAACAUGGCUUUCCAUCUGUCACUCUGGUAGAUUCAGCUUCCCUCUUUAUGAAAAUGUUAAAAAAAAACCUGUAUGGCCAUUUGGAUGGCAGUUCCAAACCUGUUACCAUUAGAGUCAAAGUCCAUUUUAAAGUGAACCUGACAAGAUCUAAUUGAACCUGCUAGAAUGGCUGGGCUCAUUUCUGUGAGGAACCAACACUGACAGCAAUUUCAGAGAUGUAGAAGUUAUGAGAGAGGCUCAAAUGCUGUGUGAUUGGCUGAAAACCAGACAAAUAACAGCAUAAUAAUGGGAGCCUUUUAAAGUUUGCCUUCGAUUUGGAUCCCUCCACCUUUUGUUAUUGUUGUCUUGUAUGCAGUCUCAAGGGCUACACACUUGAUGGUAAUUUAGUGCCAUGGCUUCAAGAAGUGAGAUUUUACUGAAAGAAAAGAUUUUCUAGACUCAGUAGAAAUUACUGAGAUUAGGCAAUAUUAUAGUAUCCUUUGGUAUUUUCCCAGGGAAUAGAUGAGAAGUCAAACUGAAACUAAAUAUCCUGCAAGGCUGUUUACAUUGCUUUUGAGCCCUAUCUGAUUAUGAGUUUUGCUUGCAGUUGUUUUGCAAUUAUAGAAAUUAUUGGCAAUGAAAACACACUCAAUUCCUUUAAAGGAAGAAGUUUUAGAAGUGCUUCUUAUCUUCUUCACUUAUAAGUGAAGUUAUUCUGCGUACUUUUAUUGCAGAUCUAGAGUAAUUAUUAAGAUAAUAAAAUUUUCCAGUGAUGCUGGCAGUGGUAGACUGGACAUCUAGGUACAGUCACCCUUUCAAUUAUUUUGGAUGCUUCAGAAGCAAUGAAACCUCAAAGGUAGAAAAUGUGAUUUGAAAAGUGAAUUACCUUCUGACAAAACGCGAGUUUGCUCAGAGUGAGGACUCCCAGCUUCCCUUCCCUAAUGCAAGGAGGGAAUGUUGAAAUUGACCAUGCCUGUCUGGUGGCCACAGAAGGAGAUGCAAUUUCCAUGGCUUAGUGCCUGCCUUCCUGCCCAGGGCUUUGAGCACACAGUGGGGAUAGAAGGUUGUACAGGAGUUUCACUCCACGUCCUACAAUUCACAGUGGAAGAUAACACUGGCUCUGCCAGAAACCCCUCUGCCAGACAUGUUCAGUAAAAGCCUGAGCAGAGGACGCAGUCCUGGGACCAAGUCUUGUGUGCAGAAUUGUGCACUGUUGCUGUAAGAAAAUGUUUAACAUUCUGGUAAACAUCACCUGCCAGCACUAAAUUUUCUAUAUCCUGGGUUCAUUGUUUUUUACCUCUGUGGAAUAAUAUGCUCACAUUUCUUAUCAUCAUAGUCCUCAGGCAUCACGUGCAACAAGAUGAGAAGAGUUUUUAAAAAAAUUAUGCCAGAGAGUGAUUGCUGCUGGCACGUCAAGUGCCAGAUGCCAGCUACAAUGUAUUAAUAAUAGAAUUGAUGCAUAUUUAGAUAUUUGUAAGUAGCAAAUGUUCCAUUUGAAAACUAGCAGAGUUUUGCAGCUUCUAGGAAAUUUGCAGCUCUAAGGGGGAUAUUUGGAACAUGUGAAUAUUCUGACAAAAGCUUAGAAAUCCUGCUUUCAAGAUUUUGUUCUUGUUUUCCAAUGUCAAUCUGAAGGAAGUGGUAGAACCAAGAAUUUAUAUUAAGCAAACCACAUUUGCAUAAAUAAAAUCUAAACUGAAGUAAUAGACAUACUUCCCUUUUUAUCUUCCAGAGAGUUUCAGAAUAUAUCUUCAUAAAGUCCAAAUUCAGAUUUACCUCAGUGCACUGUCAAAAACAUCUUUGUUUACAUGGUCUUUUUGCCCAAACCGAGGGUUGCACUCUUUCACAAGUCUGUGCUUGCUCAGAGCUGCCAGGACAUGGGCAAAUUCCUACUAAAAGCUCUGUGAUCAGCUGUACCUGACUCACUCAGACAUAGUGUCUGUGGACACUGGUUAUGUCUGCACUGGAUGCAGCUGGAAUGAGGGCAGGCCUGUGGAAAAGAUAACAAGGCAGUACAAUCUGCCAGCAGUUAACCAGAGCCUUGGAUAGAGAACGAGAAGCCGUGCUGGGAGGGGAACCUUCAGGGAUAAGAAAAUAUGCAGCCUGGAAACACGACCCAAUAGGCAUGAAAGCUGCUAAUGAGAAUAGAGUGCUGUUGCCAAAUUGCAAACAUGCUAAUUGGUUGACGGGGUUAAAGCAGAACCCCUGGGGAUGCAAUGCCUACUGCUCAUCUCUUAUUGAGACAUUUAUGUUCAUAAGCCCUGAUCUGUACCUCUGCAUGCUCCAGCAAAAGCAUCUCGUAUGGCUUCCACUGAGAAAAAGCAGGGCUAAUUUUUUUUUUUUUUUUUUUUUUUGUCUCAGUGAGGGGAACAAGGUUUCAGAGCUAUACAUUUCUAGCAAAAGCACCAUAAAAAGACUGUUUAAACCUUGUAUGACAACAAAACAGGCUGUGGAAACCAAAGCUAGAAAGAAGCGAAAACUGGAUGACUCAUUCUGCUACCCCAAUGUGUAAGAGACAGUGCGGAUGACUCAGAAAAGAAAGGUAGCCUCAGAUUUUGAGAUUAAGAUCAUGAAGAUCAAAUAAAAUCCAGGUCAAAUGAAAGAUUUUUUUCAGCAGGUCUCCUUUUUUUUCCUUGAGGAAAAAACACCAAACACAUCCAGGCAUACUUUAGUUCAAAAUAAGUGAAAUUUUCUAGUAAAUGAGGAAUGUAAAGAUUAUAAUUGAUAUAUAUUUGUGUCCUUUGUGUCUGGAUUGGUGUGAUAACUGCUUUUCAGUAAAGUCCUGCAGAGUUAAACCUUGAAAGAAGCCAGGUUUCUUCUUUUGAGGUAAAUGUUUUUCUUUGCGUUGUGUAGGCAGCAACAAACAGAAAUAAAAAGUGACUAUUUUGCUGUGAAAGGGACUUUUACUGUACAAUCAUUAUUUAUUAAUAUUUAUUAUUUUUAGAAAUAUUUUUAAAUGAGAAUUGCAUAAAAAAAUAAUGUAUGUGGAGAUAUUGUGAUAAUUUAUACUCCCAACCACUUUUGUGAAUUUCAAGUUUUUGCCUGUCUGCUGAUUGUGGUAUUCUGGCUCUAGAGGAAAAUUUUGUCUCUGAGGAAGUCCUUGAGCAACAUAGUUUGGAAUAUAAGUGUCAUGCAACUGUUUUCUGACUAUUCAGUUUGUAUAUGUUUAACCAAAGUAAUAAAACAGUGAGCACCACUAUGAGAUUGAAA